AUAGUACCACUUGAUACGAAUGAACUUUGACAUUGAUGUAAGAGUCUCAUUAAACAGUUUGUCCCCCAUAUCGAAUUGUACAGUAUAGUGUGCGACUUCAACAACUAAUGUUCAGACAUUGAUAGUGAAAAUGUGUAUAAUUAGAUUUUUUUCAUCUGAAGCCUUCAGCGCUCAUAAGACAAAUGAGAUACUUCAACAAUUAAAACUUGUCGAUUCAGGAGUGACCAAGUUAUCAACCGAACUUUGUUACCAUGUGGAGUUGGCUGAAGGCUGCGAUUACUUGAAUAUCAACCAGAUAAAAAUAUUGCAGUGGCUUUUAAGCUCACCUCUCUAUCCUCAAUCAUUAAAAAAUGAGACUGUCUUCAAUGAUAUCAGGCAGAAUCAGGUUGUUAUUGAAAUUGGACCCAGGUUUAAUUUUUCCACAGCAGACUCUAGUAACUCUGUACAAAUCUGUGAAAGCGUGGGUCUUCGUGACAUCAUACGUCUUGAAGUCUCCACUAGAUACUUGAUCACAUUUCAAAAAGCUAAGAAUGUUUCCAAAGAUCUGUUUGAUGCAUUGGCGGCUCCCUUGCAUGAUAGGAUGACACAAUGCAUUUACACUGAAGAUAAUCUUCCUAGAAAAAGUUUUAAUGAAGGCUUGCCUAAAGAUUUAGAGCCAUGGUUUGUAGUACCGUUACUGAAAGAAGGUAGACCAGCCAUGGAAAGUGUGAACCAAAGGCUUGGUCUGGCUUUCGACUCUUGGGAUAUGGAUUUCUAUAUGGAUCUUUUUAUAAAUAAACUAAAACGCGAUCCAACCAGUGUGGAAUUAUUUGACCUUGCUCAAAGUAACAGCGAACACUCACGCCAUUGGUUUUUCAAGGGUAAGCUGAUUUUGGAUGGUCAAGAAAUUAAAGAAUCUCUUAUAGAUAUGGUCGCGUCAACUCAGAACAGCUCCAACAACAACAAUGUCAUUAAAUUUGGAGAUAAUAGCAGUGCCAUCAAAGGAUUUAAACACACCAAACUUCGUCCAGUCGACGUAACGGCUCCUUCGCAAGUCAAACAAGAAGUGACACAAUCUGACAUCAUCUUCACGGCUGAGACCCACAACAUGCCUACCGCUGUAGCACCGUUCAGUGGCGCAACCACAGGCACUGGUGGCAGGAUUAGGGAUGUCCAGGGAGUUGGACGUGGCGGACAUACUGUGGCUGGUACAGCGGGGUAUAGUGUGGGAAAUCUUUAUAUCCCAGGAUAUGACAUGCCGUGGGAAGAAAAAGGCUGGGAAUACCCUAGCAACUUUGCAUCACCUCUACAAAUAAUUAUAGAUGCUAGUAACGGAGCUUCUGAUUACGGAAACAAGUUCGGGGAGCCUGUUAUUUCAGGCUUUGUCCAAUCGUACGGUUUGAAAAAUGGCGACAAUGUGCGCGAGGAGUUCGUGAAACCGAUAAUGUUCAGCGGCGGCAUUGGAUACAUGCCUCAUGACAUGAUCAAAAAAAACAAACCUGAAAAGGGUAUGCUGCUUGUGAAGAUUGGGGGCCCGGUGUAUCGCAUCGGUGUGGGCGGAGGCGCAGCCUCUUCCGUCGCUGUGCAGGGUGGAGACUCCAGGGAUGCUGCACUAGACUUCGGAGCCGUGCAGAGAGGUGAUGCCGAAAUGGGCAACCGUCUCAAUCGUGUCGUUAGAGGAUGUUUGGAAGCUAAAAUCAACCCUGUUGAAUCUAUUCACGACCAAGGCGCUGGCGGCAACGGCAACGUGCUAAAGGAGCUAGUGGAACCUGAGGGAGCAGUAGUGUUCACCAAGGAGUUCCAACUAGGAGACCCUACAAUCACUACCCUGGAGCUUUGGGGAGCUGAGUACCAAGAAAACGACGCCUUGCUUUGUAAUAAGGCAAAUAAGAAGAUUCUGGAAGACCUUUGCUCUCGCGAAAGAUGCCCAGUGUCAUUCGUAGGCGAAGUGACGGGUGACGGCUACAUGAGCCUGGUCGAGGACUCGCUUAACCCCAAGUAUCUUAACAGGAAUGAAAGGGUCAAGCCUGAAACCAAAUCUAAACUGCCUUACGACUUACAUCUCGAAGCUGUGUUAGGAAAUAUGCCCCGAAAGACGUUUGACUUGAAACAAGAUAAGAGGACCAAAUUACCUUUAACCUUACCCAAGGACGUUACCGUGAAGAGUGCACUCGAUCGCGUUUUGAGGCUUGUUAAUGUCGCCAGCAAGAGAUACUUGACUAACAAGGUCGACCGUUGCGUCACAGGUCUAGUAGCGCAACAGCAAUGCAUAGGCCCUCUACACACGCCAUUGGCCGACUGUGCCAUAAUAGCGCUAUCAUAUAACGAGCUGGUCGGUUCUGCUACUUCUAUUGGCACACAGAAUGUUAAGGGCUUGCUUGACCCCGCAGCUGGUGCGAGAUUGUCGCUUGGAGAGGCUCUUACUAAUUUGGUAUUCGCCGGCAUAACGGAGUUAGAAGACGUAAAAUGCAGCGGCAACUGGAUGUGGGCAGGCAAAGUUGGUGCUGAGGGAGCCGCCCUAGUGGUAGCAUGCAAAGCACUGUGUGAAGCUAUGGGGAAAAUCGGCGUUGCCAUCGACGGAGGGAAAGAUUCGUUGUCUAUGUGCGCUCACGUCUCUGGGGAGAAAGUAAAAUCUCCCGGGACUCUAGUGGUAUCGACGUACGCCCCGUGUCCCGAUAUCACGGUCAAAAUCGAACCUGCUCUUACUACGGAGGGAGCAGCUCUCGUUUAUGUGCCUGUUACCAACAAAUGCAGGCUUGGCGGCUCUUCUCUGGCUCAGUGUUUCAAGCAAUUAGGCGAUAACCCACCCGACCUCGACGACCCUGUUGUCUUAAAAUCACUGUUCAAAAUCACACAGAAGCUUCUCAAAGAAAAAAAACUUCUGUCUGGACACGACGUUAGCGAGGGUGGCUUCAUAACGACAGUCAUAGAAAUGGGCAUUGGAGGCAUCCGAGGAUUCGUUCUUGAUAUGAAAGUAGAAGCGUCAGCGAUCGAAGUGUUAUUCAAUGAAGAACUUGGCAUUGUUGUUGAAGUCGCUCAGAGAGAUUUGGCAUUUGUACUGAAUGAAUAUAAUAAGGGCGGUGUGAACGCCAAGCAAGUUGGUACUGUUGGGAAAUAUGGAAUGCAGUCUGAGGUUGUGAUAAAAGUAAAUGGCGAGAAAGUAUUAAAUACGAGCCUGAUUGACGUGUUCAGGAUGUGGGAGGAGACGAGCUAUCAGCUAGAACGUCUACAGGCCAACUCCGAUUGCAUUAAGCAGGAAUGGAACGGUCUGGAGAAGAGAAAGGGAGCAACAUACAAAGUCACCUUCGACCCUACAGCCGCAGUGGUGAAAACCAAGUCAAUCAAAGUUGCAGUUCUCCGUGAAGAAGGAACUAAUGGAGACCGCGAGAUGAUUGCCUCCUUACUGAUGGCAAAUUUCGACGUAUUCGACGUCACCAUGAGCGACUUGCAGAACAAAAAGAUUACUUUGGACGCUUUCCAGGGAUUGGUGUUCCCUGGUGGAUUCAGUUAUGCGGAUACUUUAGGUUCAGCCAAAGGAUGGGCGGCAGGCAUUCUCUUUUCCGAAGCUCUUAAUUCCCAAUUUGCUCACUUCAAAAACAGAAGCGAUACUUUCUCGCUGGGCGUCUGCAAUGGAUGCCAGUUGAUGGCUCUUCUUGGCUGGAUCGACCCUGAGCCUACCAAACAGAAAGGCAGGAAACAGAUAUUUUUGGACCAUAAUAGUUCUGAAAGGUUUGAGUGCCGCUGGAGUGCAGUAAAGAUAAGUGAGAAUAAAAACAACGAUGUAUGGUUCCGCGGUAUGAACGACAGUAUCCUCGGCAUUUGGGUAGCUCACGGCGAAGGUCGCUUCACAGUUUCAGAGUCGUACUUACUUGACACUUUGAAUAGAAACGGCCAAGUUGCGAUGCAGUAUGUGAAUGAUGAUGGAGUGCCUACAGAAGAGUAUCCAAUGAACCCUAAUGGGAGCCCCGGUAUGAUAUGCUUUAGAUAUUUUUAUUACUAAGGCAUAACAACAUAGUCAACUUAAACACAUAUUACAAAGAGCAAUAUUUAUCUUAAAUGACUUAGGCCAGAAUAGUGACAUAAAUUAUUGAAGCCUUAUAAACAAACACAAAUUAACAAAAGUCAUCAAAGACUGACAAAUUGCUAUGAUAAAAGUUUGCUU
Messenger RNA from Hyposmocoma kahamanoa, 4141 nucleotides. RefSeq names its product phosphoribosylformylglycinamidine synthase (gene Pfas). The coding region runs from base 131 to 3979 and encodes 1282 amino acids. NCBI's taxonomy places the organism in Eukaryota, Metazoa, Arthropoda, Insecta, Lepidoptera, Cosmopterigidae. Gene Ontology annotation, molecular function: phosphoribosylformylglycinamidine synthase activity. The transcript has 22 exons. Gene Ontology annotation, biological process: 'de novo' IMP biosynthetic process. The record is from RefSeq and is a predicted model, not a curated record.